UGAGCCGGCGUUUGUUGCAGAUGGCUCGCACGAAGCAGACAGCUCGCAAGUCCACCGGCGGCAAGGCGCCGCGCAAGCAGCUGGCCACCAAAGCGGCCCGCAAGAGCGCUCCGGCCACGGGCGGAGUGAAGAAGCCGCACCGCUACCGGCCCGGCACCGUUGCUCUGCGCGAAAUUCGCCGCUACCAAAAGUCCACCGAGCUGCUGAUCCGCAAGCUGCCGUUCCAGCGCCUUGUGAGAGAAAUCGCGCAGGACUUCAAGACCGACCUGCGCUUCCAGAGCUCCGCGGUGAUGGCGCUGCAGGAGGCCUGCGAGGCCUACCUGGUGGGGCUCUUCGAGGACACCAACCUGUGUGCUAUUCACGCUAAGCGCGUGACUAUCAUGCCCAAAGACAUCCAAUUGGCACGUCGUAUCCGUGGGGAAAGGGCGUAAAUCUGCUUAUUUCCAUCUAACUGAAAAGGCUCUUUUCAGAGCCACUUAAAAUUUCACUUAAACAGUUGUAACCUAUUCGG
Saimiri boliviensis boliviensis (Bolivian squirrel monkey) is the source of this 511-nucleotide messenger RNA. Its product is annotated as histone H3.1. Gene Ontology annotation, cellular component: nucleosome. NCBI's taxonomy places the organism in Eukaryota, Metazoa, Chordata, Mammalia, Primates, Cebidae. Gene Ontology annotation, molecular function: DNA binding; protein heterodimerization activity; structural constituent of chromatin. The record is from RefSeq and is a predicted model, not a curated record.